Messenger RNA from Elgaria multicarinata webbii, 4200 nucleotides. RefSeq names its product insulin like growth factor 1 receptor (gene IGF1R). NCBI's taxonomy places the organism in Eukaryota, Metazoa, Chordata, Lepidosauria, Squamata, Anguidae. Gene Ontology annotation, biological process: multicellular organism development; positive regulation of kinase activity; positive regulation of MAPK cascade. The transcript is spliced from 21 exons. Gene Ontology annotation, cellular component: axon; insulin receptor complex; plasma membrane. Gene Ontology annotation, molecular function: insulin receptor activity; phosphatidylinositol 3-kinase binding; ATP binding. The coding region runs from base 73 to 4161 and encodes 1362 amino acids. The record is from RefSeq and is a predicted model, not a curated record.
UGGUGUGUGUGUGUUUUUUGUUUUUUUGCAAAGGCAGUUUUGUUUCCAAAUUAAAAAUAUCCAAAAAGAGGAAUGAAGUCUGGCGCCGGAGGAGGGUCCCUGACCUUAUUUUGGGGGCUUCUGGUGAUUUUGACCGCGUUUUGCCUGUGGCCGGCAAAUGGAAAAAUGUGCGGGCCAAACAUCGACAUUCGCAACAGUGUGGACCAACUGAAACAACUGGAAGGUUGCACAGUGGUUGAAGGGUUUCUCCAAAUUUUGUUGAUUCCCCAAGAAGAAGACUUCAGCAACUACCGCUAUCCAAAACUCACGAUGAUCACAGGCUAUCUGCUGCUGUUCCGUGUGGCAGGCCUGGAGACCCUGAGUGACCUUUUCCCCAACCUCACAGUGAUUCGUGGCAAGAGCCUUUUCUACAACUAUGCGUUGGUCGUCUUUGAGAUGACAAACCUCAAAGAACUUGGGCUGUACAACUUGAGGAACAUCACCCGGGGUGCCAUCCGAAUUGAGAAGAAUUCUGACCUGUGUUACCUCUCCACGAUAGACUGGUCUCUAAUCUUGGAUGCUGUCUCCAACAACUACAUUGUAGGAAAUAAACCGCCCAAGGAAUGUGGGGACUUGUGUCCAGGAACAGCAGAGGAAAAGCCACUGUGUGAGAAGACUUCCAUUAACAAUGAAUACAGCUACCGCUGCUGGACUUCCAACCACUGCCAGAAAAUGUGCCCCAGCUCUUGUGGCAAACACGCUUGCACAGACCAGAACGAAUGUUGCCACCCGGAGUGCUUGGGAAGCUGCACUGCACCAAACAACAGCUCUGCGUGUCUGGCGUGUCGCAACUACUACCAUGACGGAAACUGCAUCCCCACCUGCCCACCCAACACCUACAAGUUCGAGGGCUGGCGCUGCAUCACGAAGGAGAACUGCUCCAGGACUCUCUCCUCCGAGUAUGAGUACGAGAGCUUUGUGAUCCAUGACGACGAGUGCGUGCCGGACUGUCCUCCUGGAUUCGUGCGCAACGAUACGCAAAGCAUGUUCUGCAGCCCCUGUGAAGGACCCUGCCCCAAAGUGUGUGUGCACGAGAAGGUAAUGAUCAUCGACUCCGUCACGUCAGCGCAGUUGUUAGAAGGAUGCACUGAGAUCAAAGGGAACCUGCUGAUCAACAUCCGCCGUGGCAACAACAUUGCCUCAGAGCUGGAGAACUUUUUGGGCUUGAUAGAAACCGUGACUGGCUUUGUGAAGAUCCGUCAUUCACAUGCUCUGGUGUCGCUCUCUUUCUUGAAGAACCUGCGAUAUAUUCAUGGAGAGGAGCAAUUGGAAGGGAAUUACUCAUUUUAUGUUCUGGACAACCAAAAUCUACAGCAACUGUGGGACUGGAGCCAUCACAACUUAACCAUCAAAGAGGGGAAGAUGUACUUCGCUUUUAAUCCCAGGCUGUGCGUUUCUGAGAUUUACCAUAUGGAAGAUGUUACCGGAACCAAAGGUCGACAAAGUAAAGGCGAUAUAAAUCCGAGGAACAACGGGGAGAGAGCCUCAUGUGAAAGCCACAUUCUCAGAUUUGUUUCCAACACUACCAUAAAGAAUCGGAUCAAGCUAACGUGGGAACAGUACCGCCCUAAAGACUACAGAGAUCUGAUUAGCUUCACCGUUUAUUACAAAGAAGCACCUUUCAAGAAUGUGACGGAAUACGACGGGCAGGACGCGUGCGGCUCUAACAGCUGGAAUAUGGUGGAUGUGGAUCUGCCUCCCAAUAAAGAGGACAAUCCGGGGAUUUUACUGCAGGCGCUAAAGCCGUGGACUCAGUAUGCUAUUUAUGUCAAGGCUGUUAUGCUCACCAUGAUGGAGAACUACCAUGCCCACGGAGCAAAGAGCGAGAUCGUCUACAUACGAACUAAAGCUGCAGUACCAUCCAUUCCUCUGGACGUCAUUUCAGCAUCCAACUCCUCCUCGCAGCUGAUUGUGAAAUGGAACCCGCCCACUUACCCUAAUGGCAACCUGUCAUACUACAUUGUGCGAUGGCAACAGCAGCCCCAGGACAGUUACCUUUAUAGGCACAACUAUUGCUCCAAAGAUAAAGUCCCGAUCAGGAGAUAUGCUGACGGGACUAUUGAUACUGAGGAAGCCACCGAAACCACCAAGCCCGAAGGUGCUGGGGGAGAAAAGGGACCUUGCUGCGGCUGCCCCAAAACGGAGGCAGAGAAGCAAGCUGAGAAGGAGGAGGCAGAAUACCGGAAAGUCUUUGAGAAUUUCCUCCAUAAUUCCAUCUUCUUGCCCAGGCCUGACCGGAAGCGGAGGGACUUGUACCGAAUUGCAAACACGACUUUCGCCAGUAAGAACAGGACUGCGACAGUCCCAGAAGAGUUUGCCAAUGCCUCGAACCCCGAGGAGAGCGAGGCGGAGUUCCUCUUCUCGGAAACCAGAGUGGAAGGCAGGGAGCGGACGCUCAUCUCCCAUCUCCUGCCUUUUACGCUUUACCGUAUCGACAUUCACAGUUGUAAUCAUGAAGCAGCACAGCUGGGCUGUAGCGCUUCGAACUUUGUCUUUGCAAGAACCAUGCCUGCAGAAGGAGCUGAUAACAUUCCAGGUCCAGUAACAUGGGAAGGGAAGGAAGAAAACACGAUAUACCUGAAGUGGCCGGAACCGGUUAACCCCAACGGGUUGGUUUUGAUGUAUGAAAUCAAAUACGGGCAAAAUGGAGAGGACAAGAGGGAAUGUAUUUCCAGGCAAGAAUACAAGAAGCUUGGAGGAGCCAAACUGACAAAUCUGAACCCUGGAAAUUACUCUGUUAAAGUGCAAGCUACUUCUCUGGCUGGGAACGGAUCCUGGACGGAGCCCAUCUCAUUCUAUGUCCAACCCAAACCACCAGACUAUGGGAAUUUCUUGCAUUUAAUCAUUGUUCUCCCCAUUGCUGUCCUGCUGAUUGUCGGGGGACUUCUCAUCAUGCUGUACGUCUGUAACAAAAAGAGGAACAGCGACAGGCUUGGAAAUGGAGUACUUUAUGCUUCUGUGAAUCCUGAAUAUUUCAGUGCUUCAGAUGUGUACGUGCCGGAUGAAUGGGAAGUGCCCCGGGAAAAGAUUACCAUGUGCCGAGAAUUGGGGCAGGGCUCCUUUGGAAUGGUGUACGAGGGGAUAGCAAAAGGCGUGGUUAAAGACGAGCCAGAAACCAGGGUGGCCAUCAAGACGGUCAAUGAGUCAGCAAGCAUGCGAGAACGGAUCGAGUUUUUGAACGAGGCUUCGGUGAUGAAGGAGUUCAACUGCCACCAUGUCGUGCGACUCCUGGGAGUCGUGUCUCAGGGCCAGCCCACUCUGGUCAUCAUGGAACUCAUGACCCGCGGAGAUCUGAAGAGUUACCUGCGGUCUCUCCGGCCAGACACGGAGAAUAACCCAGCGCAGACUCCUCCAGUGCUAAAGAAGAUGAUUCAGAUGGCCGGCGAAAUUGCCGAUGGCAUGGCCUACCUCAACGCCAACAAGUUCGUCCAUCGAGAUCUUGCUGCAAGGAACUGCAUGGUGGCCGAGGACUUUACUGUGAAAAUUGGAGAUUUUGGCAUGACAAGAGAUAUCUACGAGACGGAUUACUACCGAAAAGGCGGCAAGGGACUGCUGCCCGUCCGCUGGAUGUCGCCAGAGUCACUGAAGGACGGCGUAUUCACGACACACUCGGACGUUUGGUCUUUUGGCGUUGUCUUGUGGGAGAUCGCUACGUUAGCGGAACAACCUUACCAAGGCAUGUCCAACGAGCAAGUCCUUCGCUUUGUGAUGGAGGGAGGCCUCCUGGAAAAGCCAGACAACUGUCCCGAUAUGCUUUUUGAAUUGAUGCGCAUGUGUUGGCAGUACAACCCCAAGAUGAGACCCUCUUUCCUGGAAAUCAUUGGAAGCAUUAAGGAUGAGCUAGAUCCAGCCUUCAAAGAGGUCUCCUUCUUCUACAGCGAUGAGAAUAAGCCGCCAGACACCGAAGAGCUUGAUUUGGAGACGGAGAACAUGGAGAGCAUUCCUUUGGAUCCUUCCUCGACCCUCCAACCUUCCGACAAACACUCAGGACACAAAGCCGAGAAUGGCCCCGGUGUGGUGGUCCUGCGGGCCAGCUUCGAGGAGAGGCAGCCGUACGCGCACAUGAACGGGGGGCGCAAGAACGAACGAGCCUUGCCUUUGCCCCAGUCUUCGGCCUGCUGACCUUUAGAACCAGGUUUUGCAAAACACAUGUGCGUGCGU